Molecule: messenger RNA, 2302 nt
Organism: Sipha flava (yellow sugarcane aphid)
Lineage: Eukaryota; Metazoa; Arthropoda; Insecta; Hemiptera; Aphididae
Product: sodium/potassium/calcium exchanger 5-like
Exons: 8
Coding region: 63-1763 (566 amino acids)
Biological process (GO): intracellular calcium ion homeostasis; calcium ion transmembrane transport
Cellular component (GO): membrane
Molecular function (GO): calcium, potassium:sodium antiporter activity; calcium channel activity
Source: RefSeq, a predicted model, not a curated record
GCGACGGCCACGAUAUUGCGCUGCCAAGGCGCCGCGCGGUCAGUCUGUGCCAACGUGCGAUUAUGUACAAACCGGUGUUGGGCAUCGUGCUCGUACACGUUGCCGUCCUCGUCGCGAACUCGGCGCGUCCGGCGCGGUCGUCGCCCGCACAAAACAUCGAUCCCGGAGUCGCUUUUCGUGCCACCGCCGUCGAUCCCGCAGCAGUCGAGACCGUCACGGACAAUUUCACGGCUACCAUCGUUACCGAAGAAAAUGAUACGAGUACCAGUUACGGUUUCGGUAACAGCAGUACAUGUGAAAAUGCCAGCCGUUCUAUUGACGACUUUCCUCCAGACUUCUUCACCAACGAACAAAGACGUCACGGUGCGGUUGUCUUUCACUUCUUGGUGGCAUUUUAUGGAUUCGUUUUCAUAGCAUUCGUGUGCAAUGAUUAUUUUUUACCGUCGGUGUUUUGCAUAUGUUUAGACCUGGGCAUCUCACCGGACGUGGCGGGCGCGACGUUCAUGGCAACGGCCACGUGCGCGCCGGAACUGUUCGUCAGCGUCAUCGGAACGUUCCUGACCGAGUCGGACCUGGGUGUGGGCACGAUAGUGGGCAGCGCCAUAUACAACACGCUAGGCGUGUCGGCAUGCGCGGGCCUGGCCGCCAAAAAGGCCAUCAGACUGGAGAAGUGGCCGCUGCUGCGCGACAGCGGCGUGUACAUUGUGGCCAUCGUCGCGCUGGCCGUCAUCGUGGUCGACGACGUGGUCAUGUGGUACGAGGCGCUGUUCAUGUUGAUCAUGUACUUCGGCUACUUCCUGUUGAUGUUCACGCAAGGCAAGCUCCGGAUGGCCGCGAAAAAGUUGAAAAACAAGAACUCCUUCCGGUCCUGGACUAUAGUUUUCGAUUACGUUCAACGGCUGUUAAUCAAUGUAUUGUUUUACGGGAAAUUUACUUCGAACGAAUCUCGAAGCAUUACGUUGCAUGAAAGUUGUACUACACAAGCAUGCCAAUACGGAACGGCUACAAACACAGUGAAACCACCGGCGUUCGACAUCGGUUAUGGUGUUUACCGUUCGUUCUACUUCACAGAAUACGUGCCGGCGAAAACGACCCAAACGUCUAAAGAUCUCAACCAGGCGGACGACGGGGAAAAGAUUUCGCCGAUAUGGAAAGCACCCGAGGGCGUGUUGCCCACCGUGUGGUGGGCGUUCUCGCUGCCGGUGGCAUUCGCGCUGUCGGUGACCGUGCCGGACUGCCGGACCAAGCGCAAGGUCUACCCGUUCACGUUCAUCAUGUGCAUCAUCUGGAUAGGCAUCAGUUCGUACAUUGUGUCCUGGAUGUUGGCCGUAUGCGGCGACACGUUUCACAUAAGCGACAUUGUGAUGGGAAUCGCUGUCUUGGCGGCCGGCGGCAGCAUACCGGAGGCCACGUCGGGCAUAAUAAACGCACGGAACGGUGAGGGAUCGAUGAGCAUCAGCAACGCUUUGGGCGCAAACACUCUGGACAUACUGUUGUGCUUGGGGCUGCCGUGGUUCAUCAAAAGUCUAAUGCCCGUAGCGAUGAAAGGAGGUCCGGUCCAAAUGGAGACCAACGACUUGUUUUUCAACUGCAUAUGUAUGAUCAUCAGCGUAGUUAUACUGAAUAUUGCGGCUGCUGCCAACGGGUUCAAAAUGUAUAAGACUUUUGGCAUUAUAUGUUUGAUCGGCCACGUGGUCAUCAUAACAUUGUUCGUGUGCAAAGGUCUUAAGAUUGUGAAAGCUCCUAGCAUUGGACAAUGUUAGUAUACUGUGAACACAGUACAUUGUACACAGAGACGUCAGAAAUUCACACGUUAGAUCAUUAUUGAAUGGAAUGGCAUCAACUUUUAGUAUUAAGCAAAUGUAUAGUAGUCAUAACCAUCAAAUAUUUUCAUCUUAUUAGAUAUGUACAAUAUCAUUCAAUGAUGAUUAACUAAUGUAGAUACUAAAUUUGAACCGAUUACAUGUAGUAAAUAUUAGAAUAAUAUUAAGAAAAAAAUAACCACCUAUUUACACAUGUUGUGCCAAUAUUUAGUUUACCAUUAAGUAUCGUUGUUUGAAUAAUAUGUUACAUUAAUAUUGACGACAUGAACGUUAAUUACAAUUUUUAGGUCCUAUGGAACUCUUUUAUAUUAUUUAACUAAGUGAAAUUUUUGUAGAUUGUUAUUUUUUAAUAAACAUUAAUCGUGAAUUAAUUUAAAUACUUGAAUUAUUCAAUAAGAAUGUUCAAUAGCUGUAAGACUGAUGCAUAUAAUAUAGUUAUUCAAAGUUGAAAACAAGCAACUAAUAAAAUACAAAUUAGG